AGGCAGACUGCAGAGGUUUUCCUUCUCUAGACGCAUGGAUAUCAGUUAUCAAGUGAUUUUGGGGUGUGGCAACUACAUAUAGCGGGCUGAGCUAAUUUGAGUGUUGAAGACAGUAAAAGAGUCUCAAACAGUUCCCAAUCAACUGAAAUGGACUGCUGCCCCACAGUGGAAAUAGAAACUACCAAUGAAUCUACAGGUGAAGACACAAAAGACAAACAACAAGUAUUUACAUGUUCUGCUGAGACACAUCAGGAAGAGGUUGCCAAGUUACAAAAUGUGCCUGCACCAGGUGAGAUUUCAGUGCAGCAUAUUGGGACCAGUUCCAUUACUCUUGCCUGGAAUAGCCCAGAAAACAUAACUACAUUUGAGUUAACUUGCUUCAAUCCUACAACUACAAAGACCUUUACAAUCUCCAAUGCAUCAGCCAUGGAAGUAGAAGAUCUUUCUCCAGAGACUGAAUAUGCAUUCACCAUCAUUUCAGUUUCAGUAAACGGUGAUCGAAGUGCAGGAACUGAACUGACUGCAUCCACCAAGCCAGUCCCACCUGACAAAUUCAAGGUUGAGAAUGUGGGAACCACAUCAGUAACUCUUAUUUGGGAUGUAUCUGGAUAUAAAGAGAAGAACUUUCAUGUGGUCUGUCGACAGAAUGGAAGAAACAUCCAGGAUGACAUGACAGAAUCUGGAAGUGUGGUUUUCAGUGACCUAAGUCCGGGGAAUAAGUACUCUUUUCACAUUACAAGAGUGCUUCCAAAUGGCAUUCGAAGUAAAGAAGCAGUGACAUACGCUCAAACGAAAACAAACAUCCAGGGCCUCUUGCAGGAUUUGGGUUUGGAGCAGUACUACCCAAACAAACUCUCACUCAGUGAUGUGCUGCAGAUCGACAAGAGUUCAGUGACCGAUGAGCCAGCCCAGUUUCUAUCAUCUUUACCAUGGCUACUCCUGAAGAAACUCAUGAUGGUAAAUGUGACGGCAAGAAGUGUCAAAUAUGCACCAGAUGACGAUUUGUCAACUUUAGAUAUCUACAAUGACACAUCUAUUUUUCAGAUCGAUCAGAAUGUCAAUGUAAACCCUUUAGACAUAGUGACCACCCUCUUUCAUUGUUCUGAUGGUUUCCUACAACAGGAAAUGGUCUCAAAAAUGUCAAUGUGUCAGUUCUCUGUGCCUUUGCUUCUUCCAGACUGUGAUGGUCAACAGUGCAUGUACAUGCUUUGGGCCAUGAGAGAUAUUGUGAAGAAAUUUAGACCUCACUCCUUGUCAGACCAAAAAGGCUUUGUGGAGGACAGAAUUGUUCACUCUGAGCUCCCCUUAGUGUCCUUUGUUAGACUGGGUGACUGCAGCAUUUCUAAAUCUCAGAUCUUAAACAAACUGCUUAGCAACCCCCAACAGUAUCAUGAUACCUUUGUACAUCGUGACAUGGACUGUGGAGAUAUCCCGAGAAAGAUAUCAGAUGGGUUAGUGGAGAUGAGUUGGUAUCUACCUUGUGGAAACAAAAACAUUGAUGUCUUUCCUGAACCUGUGGCUUUUGCAAACUUGAGAGGGGACAUCAGUACCUUUGAAACGCAGUAUUCAUUCUUAUGUCAGACCUCCACUGCAGUUUUUGUGUUUUUUGAAAAUCUGGACACAAAUUACAAGCUUCUCACCAACCAACAUGCUAAAGCACAAGUUUAUUUAGUGGGCAACGCCCAAAGCAAAACAUUUAAUUUGCAUCAGCUGAAAAGCACAGCCCUUGAAAUGAACUUGAAGAAAGACAACAUCAUUCUGAAGAUGAAACAAAAUGAUGCACAUUUUGUCAAAAAUCUGCAUACCACAGUGAAUUACAUAAUCAAUAACCAUCCUAUCAAAGCAUGCCUGGAGAAAAUGGACACCAUAGCACACGAGCUUGGAAUUCUAGUAGAUGAAGACACCGAAGAUUGCCAAAAAGCAAAAAAUAACGCGCAUGUCAUAAUAAAAGGUAUACAGGACACCUUGCAGUUCAAAGAGGAUCAGCUUCCCCUUCAGGGUAAAAUCUGGAAAGAUCUGGCUAAACUGGAAAAAGAGGAAUGCAGACUCCGGAAAGCUGGUGAUCAAAAUAUAGAGAUAUACAAGAGUGAUCUCCAGAUUAAAAAGAUUGAACUCAGGAAACUGCAAAAUAAAUAUGACAUUUCAGAGGCAAUGUCUUGUUUUAUUAGCGCAUUAUCGACAUCAAGCCAGGAGAGGACCUACUUCCUAAAGUGGAUGCGGAUGAACCUAGACAAUCUCUCCCGAACAAACCUCUCCGACCUCCGAGAGCAGUACAAAGAAAAGUGUCAGCAUUUUUCAGAAAACAAAGAGGAAAUCGCACAGCUCGAUCAACAGAUCUCCAACAGUUCUUUAGGAGUAGAGCACUUCCUGCGUGAAAUGGGCCAACUUUACGAAGCCGCUGUGUCGCUUUCAGAAAACCUAGAAUCACGUCAACAAAUGCUCCACUUGCCAAAGUUAUGUGCUAAGCUGAUGUUGAAUGGUUUCCCACUAGAACUGGUUGAUGGAGAUGCUUCAAAUAUUCCUCUUAGAUGGGUGAGUGAUGUACUGAAGUAUCUAAACUCUUUAGUGCAGCCCAAUAAUAAAAUCAUGGUGGUCACAGUUUUAGGAGUCCAGAGCACAGGGAAAUCCACCUUGCUGAACACCAUGUUUGGAGUUCAAUUUGCUGUCAGCAGUGGAAGAUGCACCAGAGGAGCUUUCAUGCAGCUGAUUAAAGUCAAAGAUGACAUCAAACAACAACUUGGCUGUGAUUAUUUAGUGAUAAUUGACACUGAAGGCCUGAAAUCCCCAGAGCUUGCAAAACUAGAUGAUAGCCAUGAACAUGACAACGAAUUAGCCACACUUGUUGUUGGAUUGAGUGACGUCACAAUCAUCAACAUCGCAAUGGAGAAUUCCACAGAGAUGAAGGACAUUUUGCAAAUUGUGGUCCAUGCCUUCCUCAGAAUGAAGGAAAUAGGUAAAAAACCCAAGUGUCAGUUUGUCCACCAAAAUGUCGCUGAUGUAUCAGCCCAUGACAAGAACAUGAGAGAUCGGAAGCUUCUGCUGGAGCAGCUGAAUGAGAUGACAGAGGCAGCAGCUAGAAUGGAGAACAAGGAGGAGUAUAAAAUGUUCACAGAUGUGAUGGAGUAUGAUCCGGAGACCUGCAACUGGUAUAUCCCUGGGCUCUGGCAUGGAAAUCCUCCAAUGGCACCAGUGAACGCUGGCUACUCCGAGGCUGUCUAUGACUUUAAAAAGAACAUGGCUGAGAUAAUUGCACAAUGCAAAUGUAACACACAUGUAAACAACAUUACUGACUUUUUGGAGUGGACGAAAAGCUUGUGGAAUGCAGUCAAGUAUGAAAACUUCAUAUUUAGCUUCAGGAAUAGCUUGGUGGCAGAUGCUUACAUGAGACUGUGUGCAGAAUACAAUAGAUGGGAAUGGUCUUUCAAAAAGGAAAUGCACUCUUGGUUAACUCAAGCUGAAACCAGAGUGUCAAACUUUGAGAUAUUCAAACAGAAAUCAGACAAGUCAGACCUGAAAGAUAUUUUAUUCAAACUGAAACAAGAAGCUGUCACAAAACUUGACACACUGGAAAAGACCACAAUGGAUAACCUGUCCAAAUACUUUGAACAAACAGAGGGUCAUGUCUUUCUUGUGGAAAAGUACAAAGAAGGCUUUGUAAGCAGCAUAAAGUCUCUCAGAAGGGUAAAUGAGAGCUCCUUGGUAACACAACUUGAGACAAUUGUGGAAAUAAGGAGAGGAAUGAAUAAGCUGGAUAACAUCAAGAAAAAAUUCACUGAUACAAUGGAGAAAAAGGUGUUGAGUCUCUUGGAGGAGUUACGCAAAUACAAUGAUGCCCAGAAAACUGACGAGGAGCUUGAGCAGUUUUUUGAAGAAAUAUGGCAGGAAUCCGUCAACGAGUUGUCAAAUACUGGACUGAGGAAAAUAAGUAUAUUUGACUGCGUUUUCAAGGAACUUAGGGAUAAAAUGAAACAUAAAGGAAGUUCAGUUACAGAGCAAUUAGUAAAUGUGAAACUGGAGAAUUAUGGACAAGGGGAGUUCAAAAUCAAGAAAGAAAUCUUUUUCAAAAGGUGGUAUAAACGUAUGACUAAUGACAACUCAUCAAUGCAGCUGCAAAAUUUGGCAGAAAAUAUAAUUCAGACAUGUUGUCAGGUUGUAUUGGAAAAGAUGGCAAGGCAUUCAGAUUACCAUGAUGCCUACAUUCAGGAGAUCCUACACAUAAUUGAUAACAGGCUGAAAUCCAACAAGAAUAUUGGAUUUUCAGAUGAUUUUGAACUGUCCCUUAAACUAUAUGUUUGCGGGUUUUCGGCUAAAUCGUUUCAAGACAUGCAUGAUCAUUUCAUUAUGCAGAAUGAUCCACGUAGAUGCCUUGACAGGUUUAAAGGCAAAUAUCAAAAUGAUUUUAAAGACCUGUUCUAUGAUCGUGAUCAGUGCCAGAGAAAAGCAGAAGAAUUCACAAAACUCUGCUUAAAGCCUGCUGUUGAGGCAUUCAUCUACAGCUCCUUGGGUCCAGACAUUGUAGAUCAAAUGCUACAGGGGAAAAAUGCAUUUCAGUUCAGCACUCGUGCAUUUUUCCAGUACUCCCUCCUAAAGCAACUUGUAAAUGAAGACAAGUUUGAGCAGUAUGAAAAAUACAUCAGCUUCUACGAAUCCUUUGUUAAGGGCUGGAUAGAAGAUCAAAUAAUCAAACAUUUUUCGAGCAACAAUAAAGUCUCUGAGUUGGAAGAAUGUCACCUCAGAGGAAUUACCAAGGAGAUUCUGGAAGCUGUCAAAUCAGCCCAGAAUGAAACAGAUGAAAGUGGCAUCAAAGAAUUCAUCCAGUGCAUAUGUAGGAAGCUUGGGCAAAAGCUUAUAAUUCCCAAAGAUGCUCUAGAAACAGUGAUGGUCCUCAACAAUGCAUCUCAAGAGUCAUUUGCAUGCUGGCUAAGCAAAUCAGUGGAGGAAAUGGAACAGACAGUGAAGAAACAGUUGAAGAAAAUUGACAUAAAGGGCAAACUGUUCAAACUCAAAAUAAAACCCCAGGAUGAACUUUUCAAGAGGGUGUUUGGAUGUGGAAAACAGUGUCCAUUCUGCAGCACUCCAUGUGAGGCUGGUGGAGAAGCUCACUCUGAACACUGUGCUUCAGUUCACAGACCUCAGGGAAUCGGCAGAUACAGAAAAGUGAAUUCUGAAAAAUUAGUGACAAACAUUUGCUCCACAAAUGUCCAAAGUGAAAGAAAAUUUGAGUGCUUUGAGACUAAGUACAGUUUUCAUCCAUACAAGAGGUACAGAGAAAUCUUUCCAGAUUGGCACAUCCCUGCCGAUACUAGCAUACAGGCCUCAGACUACUGGAAAUAUGUGAUGGCUCGCUACAACACUAAGUUUGCUGAAAAAUACAAUGCACAGCCUGCUGAUAUACCUGUUAUCUGGAAAAUGAUAACAAAACAACAAGCAGAGAAGAGUUUAAAAGAGGCUUUCAGUGUGAAAUAAAUGAUUAUAUUCAUUUUACAACUGUAGGUACAGUGAUUUGACAGAGCUCUCACAAUCAGCCUACACAAAACAUACAUUGGUUAAAUUCCUACACAUUUUGCAGAGACAAAUUGCAUAACAGUGACUGUUUUUCUCAUUGAAAGAUGGCAAUGUCGGUAUGAUAGCCCAGUGGUUAGUGUGCUGACAUAUGGUAUGGCAGCGCUCCAGGCAUCCCAAGUUCGAAUCCCAACUUGGGGGCCUUUCCUGAAUGCACCCCUUCCCCCCAUUUCACUUACUGUCCUGUCAAAUAAAGGCAAAAAUAAAAAAAAAAUUGAUACUGACAUUUUUAUCAACAAUGAAAAUAAGAAAAAAUCAUGUAUUCAAAACUAUGCUAAAACGUACCUUCUUUCUAAGCCUUUUAAAUGCUCAUAAAUGUAAAAUUGUUAUUAAUCUUUUUCUACCCUCUUGGUAUUUUUUUUUCACUGUGGCCAAUUAUAUCUAUUGUAUAUCUAUUUUCUUAUCAGACAUUUUGUAAUAGCACAGUGGUCAACUGAUCUGAUUUGAAAUACGGGUUCAUUGUUCAAAGGUUGGAAGAAUUAGAUGAAAGAAAAAUGAAUGCAUCAUACAAAAUGACUACAAUGGUGCAAUGUUCUGUAGGUUACAGUUCUUUUUGUCAAGUUGAAUGUUAUGCUGUUUGAUGAAAAAUGUUGUCAAUAUAUUGCAAUUUUAAUCAUUAAUUAUUUUGUGAUGAUUACUUUGUCAUUCGUUGUGAUCAUUUGGAAGCAGAAUUUUAGUAGGCCUUCAUUAAGGAGCUUUUUCUCCUAAAAUUAUUCUGUCAUCAUUUACUUAUGCUUCACUUGUUUCAAGCCUAUUUGCCUUUCUUCUGUUAAACACAAAAUAAGAAAUUUGUUUUUCCCUUAAAAUACCUAUUGGACGAAGGUUAAUGAUGCUAUAAAGUUGCGCUUGAACCCUUUGGUGAGAA
This is a messenger RNA of Danio rerio (zebrafish), 6427 nucleotides long. NCBI's taxonomy places the organism in Eukaryota, Metazoa, Chordata, Actinopteri, Cypriniformes, Danionidae. The record is from RefSeq and is a predicted model, not a curated record.